This is a messenger RNA of Arabidopsis thaliana (thale cress), 2337 nucleotides long. RefSeq names its product Cysteine proteinases superfamily protein (gene OTS2). The record is from RefSeq and is marked reviewed. Bases 840 to 2162 code for a protein of 440 amino acids. Gene Ontology annotation, cellular component: nucleoplasm; nucleus. The transcript has 13 exons. Lineage: Eukaryota; Viridiplantae; Streptophyta; Magnoliopsida; Brassicales; Brassicaceae. Gene Ontology annotation, molecular function: cysteine-type peptidase activity. Gene Ontology annotation, biological process: protein desumoylation; proteolysis.
UAUUACAAUUUAAUGUAAAAAAAGCGAUGAAAAACCAGAAAGAUUUCAGACCGAAACCUAAAUAAUAUUGAGUAAGUUUAUUCGAAGAAGAGAUGAAGAGACAAAGAGCAAUCGAGUUAGAUCGAGUGAAGAAGACAAUGUUGAACAUAGAUUGGGACGAUGCUUUGGGCGAUGAGGAAGUUCCCGAGCUCGAGAUCAUCGCUACUGACAAAAUUCCGCCGCGUGAACCUACUCUUUCCGGCUAUGAACCCGCCGUCUCUGUGCGAUCCCUCAGGGAUAACGAACUCGACGAUCAUCUGAAGCGUCAGAGAUCACUUCUUACUCGUCUCGGUGAUAAGUUGGCAGACAAGGGCGAGAAAAUCCGAAACAGAAUCGGAGAGCUCGAGUACGAGAAGCAGCGAAGGAUGUUCCAACAACGGACCAAAAUGGUUUUGUCUUUUUUUUUUUUACUUACUCUGCAAUUGCAUCAUUCUGUUACUCAAAUGAAAGUUUUUGUGAUCUCUGUAUUUGUAGCUGAAGCUAAUUGUUCAGUGGAAUUUAGAGUUUGAUGAUGUGUGGAAGAUAAUGUAGUAUGUGUUUAGGAGGAUCAGUGGUUGAGUGUCUCGAUUGGUUCAAGAUUCUGCUAAAGCUUCUCCAUUGUUUUACAUUUUCACUUGUUUAGUAUAGUUCUGAUUUUGUUUGGUAUCUUUUUUUCCUUAUGGAUGUAUAAUACUCUGUCUCUGUUUAGACAAAAUGAUAUGAAUUGAUCUGAUACAGUGCCAUGUGACUUUACCUUGUUUUAGCAGGAUGCAGACAACGGAUGUCAGAUUCUCGAGAAACCAAAAAGCUCAGAUGUGUUUAUGCGAGCGAGUACAGCCUCAAAAGACACCUCUGGACAAGGGACUUCGGGAUCGAAAGACGUGUCUCGGUCAACAUUUGCUGCUCAUUUUAGUGACAAUCUCAAAAUGGGACCUCAACCAGUGAAACUAGUUAAUGACAAACUACAAGAUUUGGGACGUGGAAGCUGGAUAAGCAAAGCUAAUAGAGACUCAAUAAUAGAGAAAAAUAAUGUGUGGCGGUCGCUGCCAAGAUUAAGCAAGUGUAAGGUCAGUUUAAAGAACUUUUAUUCUGAGUCUAAGGAUCCUAAAGGGGAUCGAAGACCCAAUGAAGCUUAUGGUAAGGGAAAGCCAAAUGAAUCUUCCCCUUAUUUACUUGUCGACGAUGAUGAUGGCGAUGACGACAAAGUCAUUGGUUAUGAAACUCCCAGGCAUUGGAGUUUAAAAGCAUCGCCACUACAGAGUUCAAGCUGCAGGAAGAAAUCAGAUGAUAAAGUGAUUAAUUUGGAUGAAGAUGAACCUCUGUCUCCAAUGGUAGUAGAGGAAGCAUGUGAACUUCCUGAAGGGUUACCAGAAGAUAUUUACUACCCAUCAAGUGAUCAAAGUGAUGGGCGAGACCUUGUUCAAGUAUCUCUUAAAGAUCUGAAAUGCCUUUCACCUGGGGAAUAUCUUACAUCGCCAGUUAUAAAUUUCUACAUCAGGUACGUGCAACAUCACGUGUUUUCAGCUGAUAAGACUGCUGCUAAUUGUCAUUUCUUCAAUACGUUUUUCUACAAGAAGCUCACAGAAGCUGUUUCAUACAAGGGUAAUGACAGGGAUGCAUAUUUUGUGAAGUUCAGGCGGUGGUGGAAGGGUUUUGAUCUAUUCUGUAAAUCAUAUAUAUUUAUACCAAUACAUGAAGAUCUUCACUGGAGCUUAGUCAUAAUUUGCAUCCCAGACAAGGAGGACGAAUCGGGAUUGACUAUAAUUCACUUGGAUUCAUUGGGACUUCACCCAAGAAAUUUGAUUUUCAAUAAUGUCAAAAGAUUUCUGAGAGAGGAAUGGAACUAUCUAAAUCAAGAUGCUCCAUUGGAUUUACCAAUUUCAGCAAAAGUAUGGAGAGACCUUCCCAAUAUGAUCAACGAAGCUGAAGUGCAGGUUCCACAACAGAAGAACGAUUUCGACUGUGGUCUGUUUCUGCUCUUCUUCAUAAGACGUUUCAUCGAAGAGGCUCCUCAAAGGCUGACAUUGCAGGAUUUGAAAAUGAUUCACAAGAAGUGGUUUAAACCGGAAGAAGCUUCCGCUUUGAGGAUCAAAAUCUGGAACAUACUCGUUGAUCUAUUCCGCAAGGGUAACCAAACAGAUUAAAGCUGUAUAGAACAGUGUCAAGUUUGGUCACUCUAAUUAAGGAAUGAAAUGAAAGAUACGUUUUUGUUAACAAUCAUUUUGUUCAAGUCCUGUAAUAAACUAAGGAGCAUGACAUAAUCAGAACAAAUCAACAAGGUAAUAAUAACGUAUCCGAAUAAAAAGCCAACAUUGCUGC